Rhopilema esculentum is the source of this 2066-nucleotide messenger RNA. Its product is annotated as transmembrane protein 161B. NCBI's taxonomy places the organism in Eukaryota, Metazoa, Cnidaria, Scyphozoa, Rhizostomeae, Rhizostomatidae. The record is from RefSeq and is a predicted model, not a curated record.
ACGCAUCAUAGCUAAAAAGGUUCAUAUUUUCUGUGAAUAUAAAGAAUUUCAUUCUCUGUAAGUCAUUUUCAAUGUGUGUCUGUUGAGAAAAAUUAGGACUUACACUUCCGAAAAGCUCCCGUGGUUUUGCUAGUUAACCUAAAAUUAGCAUAUUUUCUUUUUUUAUCAUGAACAUUUGAUGGCAAACUAAGUCUAUACGAAAACAGCGAAACAUAUAAUUGUUUGCAUCCCUGAAUGUUUAGUAUACGAAGAUUUGGGACGAAAUAAUAAAGUAUUGCUAAAAAAGUCGGAGGCAGCCUGUAUAAUAACUGGUCACAGAAUAUUUCAAAUAAAUCGUUUUGCCUCGGUUUCGUUUGCUCUCAUGAAUCAUUCCGCAAGAGAGGUUGUAAACUGUACCUUACCUGAGAAGUGAGCAAGCUGAUGAAGGCAGUGAAAAAUGGCAAUUCUUGGUAUCCAGUUUGUUAUAAGCUUCACAGCUGCACUGUUUAUGCAGAAGUUAUCACCAUAUUAUUCUUUGGCAAGAUGGAUCUUGUGCAACAAAUUGUACCGUUAUUUAUAUCCCAGUAAUGAUGCCCUGAAAGCCCUUGCUGGCAGAGUAGUUACCAAGCCUGUUAAAGGAAAAAGGAACAUAGACUCAAAAAAAAAUGUUUCAAAUGGAGGACAGGUAGCAAGAAACAUUGAAACAUUCACCAUCCCUUGUAACCUUGAGAUAACACUUGAGCAAGCAAAGGUGGAAGAGGUUGAUUUAUACACACAGCAUCGUUAUCAAGAUUACAGAUGGCUUGUUGACAUAAGCCUUUGCGCCUUUGUCGUCUAUUCAUGUGUCGAAAUUGCAGUUCUUUGGAAGAGUGAAGUAAGGGCUCAAGAGUUCAAUCUGAGUCUCGUCUGGUGUUUGAUGAUCGUUUGUUUUGCAAUAAAAGAGCUAGCAUCUCUAACUGCAGCUUACUGGCAUGGCCAGGAUUCAGGUGAAAGAGCAAUGUGCAUAUCGUUUGGCUUGUUCUUCCUUGUUCUCUCUAUGGGAGUCCUUGUUAUCGAUGAAUCUAUUUUGGAAUUUGGGCUGGAAAAUGGUUAUAAGAGUUUCAUGGAUAAUUUGAUAUCGUGUAUGAAAGAGCUAGGCUUUACCACAAGAGAGCCCCCUCCGCUAUGGUCAUUCAAACUAGCCCUCGCAGUGAUGUCGGCCUUGGUUGGAGCUUUCGUUGGGUUCCCUGGAUUGCGAUUGGCAAACAUGUACUUGGAUAGUCUAUAUUACCACGAAUCACAGCCUCUUUUUCAGGUGCUCUUACAUGCAGCAUUUAUUGGGCCUAUUUUACCAGUUCUUGCUUGGAUACGCCCUCUUGCAAGGGAAAAUCUGGUAUCUUUGGAUGCUAACUCACAGAAUUCGCUAUCAUUAACUACUGAGAAUUUUCCAAAAGCACGAAUCUUGAUAGUUUUAUCAGUGUGCUUGCUACGAAUGGCAAUGACAAGAACGUCCCUGCAAUCCUAUUUGAACAUGGCAAAUGAACGAGUAAAAAAGUUGCGUAAGGAGACUGGCAAGAUAACCAAUGUUCAGCUGCAGAGCAAGGUUGCAAGAAUAUUUUUCUACAUGUCAACAGUUGCAUUACAGUAUCUUGCUCCAGUAAUUUUGAUUUUCUUUUUAUCGUUAUCCUGGUUAUCAGUUGAUGCUGCAGGCUCAACCCCCGCGUCUGUUGCUUUAAAUGCCACUAGCAAUUCAACGGUCUUCUCAGAAGGAACUAGAUACGUAGCCGUCCUUCGCAGGGCAUUUUACUGCGGGGAACUCAUAAAAGGACUUGUCUCGUAUUUCACAUGGUGGACAUCGCUUACAUGGUUAAGCACAUCACUGUUCGGUGUUUGCUAUUUACGAACCUUUAAUAGUUAAUGCUAAACAUAAAAUCUGUAGCGCCAUACGUUUUAGAAGACUCGUUUUGUAAAGGUUUUGUAAAGUCAUCUGAAGAAACUUUUAAAUUAUUGUCUAGAUCUUGAUUACCACACAGUGUGUCAUACUUCUCACGUAUCGAUGAUUUUAGCCUAUAUUUUUGAGGGAAACGUCUUACCUACUUGAUUCUUAC